GUCAGAGAUCGUUAUAUAACGAAGUAAUACUACAAAUCCUAUUUUAUAUGCAGUUGUUUUAAAUUUUGUUGAAAAUCUUAGUGAAACUCCUUGUAUAUACGUUCUUAAAUUACUUUUAUAUUUGUUAUGUUUCUUAAGCUUGGAAGUUAUGACUCACAAAUAUUAUACUACCAACAUAAUAAUCGUUUACUUUUGUCAUUUUUGUAAUUUUAAUGUUUGUUGGGGUUGGCAGACCCUUCUAGAUGUAGGACAAAUAAAUUGACCUUCAAUCAUCUGAGUAAAUCUUUUAUCAAAUAAAUGGUUCGUGAUUAUAACUUACCGUACAAUACUGCUGACAAUACGAUAUAUCAAAAAGUAUAAAUAUUAAUUAAACUUAAUUAACUGUUUAUCUACUUAAUCGAGUCCCUACAUUUUUAAGUUUAGAAGAUUUAACAGGUCUUGGAAUCGCUUUCUUAGAAUAAAAUCCUAAUGCUAAUCAAGCAUAUAUAAUACAUAUUAUAGCAAUCCUAAAUUAGUGGAGAGUAACUUGUAAAAAUUGUAUAUAAAAAGUAACACUAAUAAGUAGGUUAUGGUGAGUUAGAAGUGCAUACAGUAAGAAGUCAACUUCGGGUCAACUGUCAGUUUUUUAAAAUUUAAGUUAAAUUGUAAAUCAGUGAAUUACAAGCAUGGAUUUAUCUAGUAAUGAUUUGGAGGAAUACGUCGAAAAACUUGAAAACUUAUUUUUAAUUGAGAAAUCGAAUAAAAAAUAUCGUCAUGAAUUAACUUUAUUGAUUGAAAAUAUUUCUUGCGAAUUAAAUACCAGUAGAAAAAAUGAAAAUUCUUUGAGAGAUGAUUUGAAAAAAUUGAUUGAAUGUGGUGAUUUGGAUAUUAAUCAAAAGUAUGUACAAGCUGAAGAAAAAUGUAAUAAACAACAGAUUGAAAUAGUAUUAUUGACAAAAAAGAUAGAAGAAUUAAGAAAUCAAACAAAUUUAGACUUAGAGAUACAAAAAAAUGAAUUUUUAAAUAAAAUUAAAAAUAUAGAAGAAACUUUGGGAUCUCAAAUAGUCAAUUUGAAUAGUCAACUGGAGAGUCAAAAAAUAUGCUACGAAACAAAGGAACAAGAAUUGUAUAAUGAAAUGCAAAUGAUGCAGGCUGCAAGUGCCUUGGAGUGGGAUGAAAAAGAAUCUAACUACAAAAAACAAAUCUCAGAUUCUGCAAAUAAUUUAAGGUUUUUACAAAGUAGAAUCAGAAGCAUGCAAUGUGAAAUAAACCAAUUAAAAACUCAAUUGUCAAUAUUGAUAUUUCUUGCAAAUUUUUGUUGGUUAAAAACUGAGGUACGUGGUGAUAAAUGUAUCGAUUAUUCAAUCGAUUAUAACAAAAAUAUAGUUGCGUUCGGUAAUGUUCGCGGAACAGAACGAGCAGAAAGCGAUUUGUAUCACGUGAUCAUAGAUUGUACGGAUUAAUCGUGGUAAGUGAUUGUAAACAAGUAAUUAUACAGAUUCACUUUUUGAUUGAUUUUUCGCUAUUUAGCCUUUUAUAUAUACAAAAACAAUACAUAAGUACAAAUUACUGUCGAAAAAAUAGCUAAUUGAUAAGCAUUCAAAUGUCAAAAGUCAAAAAAAAUUGAGAGCUCUCUUUCAAGAUUCGGAUCUAGGAGUUCUUACUCCGAGUGUUCAAUAGUGUAUAUAACGGAGCAGUAACAGCGAAAUUAAGUGGAUUGCCGAACGAUACCGAACGGUCAGAUCAUCAGAUGUACAUAAUCGAACGCAGUUAAUUUAUUAUUUGAAUGUUGAAGGUUAUGUCAAAAUGGCGAAUAAUAAACCAGUAAAAUGUGAUAAAACAGUUGAUAUUUAUCGAGUACUUGAAUAUAAAUAAUGCUAUGAUAAGAUGAUAUAAGAAAUUGUCAACUAUUUUCAACAGGUUUAUAAUAAAAUAUGUAAGUACUAAAAACUAUUAUUAGAUUUAUAUUAAUGUAUCAUAUGCAAGAAUUAUUGUUGAUAAAUUGUUGUGAAUUUGGAUUUUUUUUAGUUGAAAGUUGAAUUUUAAAUCCUGACGUUUCAAUUUAUAUUUGUUUAAACAUCAAUUUUCGAUUAAAAGAGACCUAAAAUCGGCAUGAUUUAUCAACAAGAACAUAUAUACUUGAAAAAGGUCUACCAAGUAAGAUAUUUGCCAUUUUUUUGAACUUUAAUUUAUUUUUUAAAACAUCUUGAAUAUUUUAUCGACUCUUGUUAUUUUAAUUAUUUAUUUAUAAAGAAAAUAUAGAAACUUAUUUUGGGAAAUAAUUAUAUCAAAGCACGAUCACAUCAAAAUUGCCAUGCAAAUGCUAGACACUUCAAAUUAUUCAUUUAAACUCAUUGUACAAAACAAUAAACGUGAAAUAAAAAAAAAAAACGAGUUGCUAUAGUGUCAAUUUCGUCACUUACAUAGUAAUUUGCAAUCCUCGCAAGUUAAACAACUGUGUCCACAACUAAAAAAGUUUACAAGUUUUUUAAAUUUCUUUUUCUAUACUUUUGCGUAUUUAUAUAUAUAAUAAUAGUUUGUUUUCACUCUUUUCGCAUAAUUCUAUCCUACUUAAACCACCCCUUUAUGAUGAAUUACAAAUGAAAAUGGAAAAGAAUCAUCAUGCAACAAGAUACUCAAUAAUAGUGACUUACCUAUCUCGACACGUUUCUUAGGUUUGUGUACUGAAGCAUAAGGGUCGCUACAAUAGUCUUGUCUGGACGGAUUAUUACUAUUUCUGAUGUAGUCAUCCCCGUGGUUGCUUUGCGUCGUUAUGUGUGGAUAGGGGGCGUAAUCGUCGACGGCUCCAUAACCACCAUGCGUUAUGGGGUCAUAACCGUAAUUUUGUCUAUCUACGUUUAUGUGAUGCUGUUGGAGUUGGUUGUUUGAAUUACUAGAUGCCGCCGCCAUUUUCAUUUGCCACAACGAGUCUUGAGAGUUCACACUACCUCCGUUGUUGGAGUUGGAGUAACUGUUUUCGAUGUAUCCCAUGUUAGCCCCUGAAAAAAAGAAAACAAAACGUUUUAUGUAUAUAGAAAUGGGAAUUUCGAAUCGCAUCUCUGUUGGUUUGAAAAUAACAUUUUAUUGAAGCAGAUUUUGUAGUAAUACCAUACUUACAAUCAGCAUUAUUGAUAUUUUGUCUUGCUUGUAUAUCAGCAUUAGCGACAUGGUAUCCAUAUCCAUUCUGAGUAGCGUACACAGACUUCUGGUCUUCCAAAGCUAGCGCUAGGUCUAAAGAAUGUUCUAAAGCUUUAUUAUCCAUUCCGGUAGACGGAUAGUAUGGUGGUGGUGCUUGAUUUUGUUGGGGUACCAUAGUUGGUUGGACCGAAUCCAUUUCAUAAUCUUUGGAUUGGACUUUUUUCGUCGAUUCGGUUUUUCUACAUCUACAAAACACGUACAGAAGUCCAACAAAUAGUAAAAGUACAACACAAGCUACUAUUAUUCCUAUUAGGGUGGGCGUAGCUAUAGCUGCGGCUUCUCGAAUAAAUCCAGUACCAUCUGGAAAAAAUUUUGAAGUUAGUUUCAUGUAUUGAAGAGGGGGUUAUUUAAAACUUACAUUCUGCAUAUGUAAAUUCUCCGCAAUGUUCUAAAUGAGUUUGAAGGCACAAUUUUACCCUAAUUCUAGGUACGUAAUCGUCAUUAACACCGAUGGGUUCGUCUACUAAGGCUCUCCCAUUGAAAUAUUUCGAACCCAUUUGAUCCAAAUUCUUCUCCUUAUAAGUUGAGGUUAAACCAGAUACCUGAAACAUAAAAAAAAAUAAUUUGGAAACAUCGUUCUGGCGCAGCUAAUAGGAUUCUUUUUUUUAAUACCUGAAGGUCCAUCGUAUCUAUGACUUGCCAUUCGGUGAUAGGAUGAUUUUCGUGACUGAUAGUUUCUACCAUAGCUACGAGGGGAAGGCAAGUGGAAGGAAUAUUUACGGAUAAGACGUUGGUACUUUUGUCGAAUUCCACUCUGUGAGCUGCCGGUAUUUUACUCACUCGUGUUCGUUGGCGAAUUUCUUGAGAAUUCUCACUUAUGCCUUUCGUAUUUAAAGCCUUAACCUAUAAAUAAACAUGAUGAGUAUCAAAUGCCAUCUGUUAAAACAAUCGCUCAAAGACCACGCUAAUUCUAAACAAUAGAAGGAAGAAAUAAGUUCCAAAACGACGGAGUGUUACAAAUUUUUGAAAAAAACUUUCUAAAUGCGAUUCGAAUGACACUUCAACCAUAUUUUUAUGAGCAAGCUGCUUUAGGAUAAAAAAUAAUCUUUCUAAACAAUUUAUUUGACAAUUUUAAAGAAAUUCUAAUUGUUAAUAACAAUAUAGUUACUUACUUUGAAAAGAUACGUUUGAUAUUGUUCAAGAUUGGAAACAUUGCAAGGAACAUUUUGAUGACAAUCGACUUCAUACCAUUCGGCGCUUCUCGGUAUGUUAUUACAACCUUCGAUCAAAAUAUCGUUAUCACUUGGUACCUUUUUAAAUGAAACCACGUAUUUGGUAUUGGAUAUUCCACCAUUAAACCCUGGUUCCCAUCCUAAAGUAACGAAAUUAGGUCCGUUGUAAAGGGAAGUGAGUUUAGACGGUUUUUCCGGUGGUCCUUUAGCUUGAAGUUUAAUUUUAGUUUCGAUUGCCCCCAAAUUGUUUAUAACUUGACAAGUGUAUUCUCCGUAAUCGUGCUUUUUGAUGUUGCUGAUCUUUAGGACGCUCGUGUAUAUGUCUUUAUCAUUAGUCGUGUGUAUAACGUAAUGUCCUUCGGAAGAUGAAUGUAAAGGACUAGCGUUCGAUCCGAAUAACCAUUUAAAUUCGGGUUUAGGGAAAGCUUGUACUUUACAUAAUACUUCGGCACGUUCCGAUAUAUCGUAGGCUACUUUAUUGAAAUGAUGAAGUACUAUCGGUUCGUCUGGAAAUUAAUUUUUUUAUAAUUUUUUCAUUCAGUUUUGUGUUGAUUGUUUUUUACUUACGUUCUAUUUUUAAAUGCAUCGUCGAUUCAGUUUUUUUAACCUCGUUUUCGAAAGUACAAGAAUAUUCUCCCCUAUCUGAAGGCAAUAGUUCGUUACCGUUCGGUCUAGCUUUGCCAGAAAACUUCAAAACGCUUUGUACAUUAACAGCUCCGUUACUAGUUUCCAAAUAAUCAGUCUUAACUUCAAACAUAUUGGCGUCAGCAGUUAGUUCGUCACCUUCUUUCAACCAUUUCACCAUCGGUCUCGGUUUUCCUCUAGCGCUACAAGCGACGGCGAAGUUACCCUCUCCUACUCGUUUUAUUUCUAGCGGUUUGAGUUUGGUUUUGAAACUUGGCGGAACGUGGACUUCCAGUGAAACGGAAGCGAGUUCUCCGGGACCUAAUUCGUUGGUAGCUUGACAAUGAUACGUUCCUUCUGUUGCUAAAUUUGCGUUUGAUAUGGUAUAUUUAGUUCCGGUUGCUAAAAUGGUACUCUGACCAUCUUGAUCUAUCUUAAACCAACGGUACUGUGGCGCUGGCCAGCCUAAAAUAUAAUAUUUAAUUAAAUAAUCGUAUUAUAACGUUUGGAUUAAGUUGUACCUGGUGGGGUAGCGGUACAGGUUAAAGUAACAGCGGAUCCUUCCGUUGCUAUUGGUUUAUCAGGCAUUAUCCUAGCUCGUCCUGGGUGAUGCCUGACUAAUAAAGCUAUAGAAGCGUUUCCUACUUUUUCAUUCAUUCUCAAUGGCGGAGCGCUAGGGCUUAUCAUAUUAACAGCUCGGCAUAUAUAAGUACCGGAAUGUUCAGCUGUUACAUGGCUCAGUUUUAACGUAUCUCCAGUUUGUCUAAAGUCGGGUUUACCAUCUUUUACCCAUUCAACAGUAAUCGGGUCUGGAUUGGCGGUUAUAUUGCAUUUUAUAAAAACAGAUUCGCCUAAAAAAUUUUUUUUAUAAUCAUCAAAGUUUCGAUUAUGAAAAGUUUAUAUGGUUUACCUUCUUCUGCUUCUUUUGUUUUGGCUUCUAGUGUAACUAUUGGUGGAUAUAAGACGUCUAAAAUUAUUUCUCUCUCUCCUACUUUACCCAGACCAUUAUCAGCCAUACAAGUAUAUUUUCCAGCAUCUUGGAUGCUGACUCUAUGUAUCGUAUGAUUGUGAGAUGAGCUGAUGAAUCUGUAAAAAGCGGUAUUAGGUCACUAUAUUGCGGUUAAAUAUAAAUAGUGGAGUACUGCAACAAAAUCAAUUGAUAAAUUAUUUUAUUUUAGUCAAUCAACCCUAACAUUUUGUAAAGUACGUGAAACUUCGAAUACAUUAUUAAAUAGCGUGAUGAAUCGAUCUUUACGUGUUUAUUUAUAAAUAAAGUACUUAUGAGUGUGCAUUUAAAUAAAUUAAAAUUAUGUAACAAAA
Messenger RNA from Diorhabda carinulata, 6293 nucleotides. RefSeq lists its product as uncharacterized. The record is from RefSeq and is a predicted model, not a curated record. Lineage: Eukaryota; Metazoa; Arthropoda; Insecta; Coleoptera; Chrysomelidae. The coding region runs from base 666 to 1442 and encodes 258 amino acids. The transcript has 5 exons.